Messenger RNA from Drosophila arizonae, 2333 nucleotides. It is a transcript of the gene Sec6, whose product is annotated as Exocyst complex component Sec6. Lineage: Eukaryota; Metazoa; Arthropoda; Insecta; Diptera; Drosophilidae. Gene Ontology annotation, biological process: exocytosis; exocyst localization. The record is from RefSeq and is a predicted model, not a curated record. Gene Ontology annotation, molecular function: SNARE binding. Gene Ontology annotation, cellular component: exocyst.
GCAAAAAUGAGUUGUAAUUAAAUAUUCAUUUCAAGUAAAAUAAAAUAUUUUCAACAAUGGAUUUACAACAAUUGGAAGAGGAAGCACGCCAAGCAGCGCUUAAAGAUAUUCAAAAUAUGCUGCAACGUCCUGGGCAGCUAGAGAAAGUGGAGCAAUAUCGUCACCGCAUAGCACGGAAAAAAGCAUCUGUGGAGGCGUUGUUAAAGACGGGCAUGCAAAAUCAAUUGGAGGGCGUGCGAGUGGGUCUCAAGCAGCUGGAGACAUGUAUGCAGGAUGUGCGUGAGGUGCGUCGCCGCAUGGGCGAAGUGGAACGACUGCUCCAAGGCGUACCGGAGAUCUACGACGCCUUGGAAGUCGUUCGAGAGGAGAAUACAAAGCAUUCGCAAUAUGCAACGGCUAUGGAGAAUCUGAAGCACAUCUUCAACGUGGAUGCAAGUGUGCAAAAGACCAUGGCACUCAUAGACGAGGACAAACUGUUGAGUGCACAUCAGUGUCUGGCCGAUUUGGAAAACUCGCGGGAUGAUCUGCUCUAUGAGUUGCACAAACAGCCCAAGCAGCAUGCCUCCGAUAAGAUCACACUCAAGCGCCACUUCGAGAAGGUGGACCAAGUGUCGCAGGCGCUGGAGAAGAAGCUGCGCCUGAUCAUCAGUCGUACGCUGAACACGGUCCGAAAGAAACCAACGGUCAUUGUGACUGCACUGCGAAUCAUCGAGCGUGAGGAGAAAAACGAUCAAUUCGCGCUGCAACAGCAAAAGGUCACGAAUUUCCUGCCACCUGGCAGACCUAAGGCAUGGCGUGCCAUGAUUAUGGACGUCCUCCAAGCAGCUGUCAUCACACGCAUCGAGGGCUCCAAGCUGGAGGAGCGUGCAGACAACAAAUUGUGGCUAGUGCGCGACUUGGAGAUAUUGCGACAAAUUAUUCUCGAAGAUUUGCGCGUGGUUAAAUCGUUAUGCGUUCCCUGCUUCCCACCUCAUUACGAUAUAUUUAAUGAAUAUGUCAAAUUCUACCACGAAGGAUUGUCCAGCUAUCUGGACAAUAUUGUGAAAUCGGGUCUGCAAGGCAAUGAAUAUGUCUCCAUGUUAGCCUGGGUUAUGCACACCUAUCCAGGCGCUGAUCUAAUGUCUCAUCCCGAUCUGAAUGUGGAUGUACUUAAGCUGUCGCGUCCGCUGCUGCAUCCCGAGCACUUGAAAUCACUAGAGGAUGAGUAUUUGCAGAAUAUGGAACGCAACUAUCAGGAUUGGAUGAAAAAGACAGUGGAUUCGGAGAAACAGGAAUGGUACUCCGAGCAGAUGCCCGAUCAGCGAGAUCACUACUACAACAGUGCUGGCCCAGUGAUCAUAUUCGAGAUGAUCGAUCAGCAUUUGCAGGUGACAAACACCAUACACCAGGAGCUGACGUUUAAGGCGUUGGUGCUCAGCAUACAACAGGUCGAAUUGUUCGGACAGACUUAUCUCAAGAAUGUCAUUGAAUUGAAGGAGCAUCAUUUUCGGAAUCGAGAUCAAAUCAAAUACUUUACCCAUUAUAUCAUAACCAUUGUGAAUAACAGUCAGAAUGUGGUGGAAAUGGCACAGCAAAUGAAGCAUCUGUUUUGGCCCAAAUCCCGGACGGAACAUUACGAAGAUUUCGAGAAGCUGUUGGCAACGUUUCAAAGGAUCCGUGCACAUGCAGCCAAUUAUUUGCUGGAGGAGGCCUUCCUUGAUAUGGAAUGCCAUUUCAAUGACCUAUUCACGGUCAAGUGGCUCGGCAGCAGCAUCGCUGUGGACACCAUUUGUGUUACGCUCGAUGAUUACUUUCAGGAUUAUAACCACUUGCUGCCCGCCAAUUUUGAGAUGGUGAUCAAUGAGGCUCAGAAGUUGCUAGCGAAGCGCUAUAUAAGAGCUCUCUUAUCGAAGAGACUUUCGAAGUCCCGCAGCGAGUGCGAUGCGAUUACCAGAAAGAUUAAUUUGGAAGCUAAGCGCAUUAAGCAGUUCUUUGAGAAGAUUGCACCAAAGAUUUCGCUGAGCGAUUCCCCCUUGGAUUUGAUAACAACUCUAUCCGCUCUCAUAGUCGCGGACAUUGAGUUGCUCGCAUUGGAUUUACAUACGCUGCUGGGCAGUUAUCCUUCGCUGACUGAGGAUCACUUGGUGCGCCUCUUCUACAUCCGCAAUGAUGUAAAGGCCGCCGAGGUGCGAGAGAAGGUUCAGGAUGCGAUGAAGUCCAAGAAGUCCAUGGUCAGCAUUGCCAAGCAGGAUUGCAUAUUCAAGGAGAUCGUAUUUAGCGAUAAGCUGUGGUAGAAGACCCAAUAGUUAUAGCAAUAUAAGUAUAAAUAUUUCACUCAUACAACUUAUAAAACU